UCAUUCUGUUUUCCAUGUGUGUAGUAUUCAAAAAGAGAAAGCAAGAUUAGAUGUAGUAGUGUGUAGUAUUCAAAAAGAGAAAGCAAGCCAGGCAAGAAGAAAGAAGAAUGGCUUAUUAGAAUUUUUAUCUUUACUUUGUACUAUUAUCUGCAAUAAAAAAAUAAUGAUGGAUGCAGCAGAGAAGCAUGAAUUGAUUGACUCCAUUACUGAUCCUAAAGUCGUAUCUCCUAGUAGGGUUUCCAUAGAAGGAAUACAAUUACAAAAGACGGUUACAAUUUUAGGUGGUGUGGGAAUAAUAGUUGGAAGCAUUAUUGGUAGCGGAAUAUUUUUAUCACCAAAAGGAGUUCUAACAUACACUGGAUCUCUUGGUUUAUCACUUGUUGUUUGGGUAUUAUGUGGUAUUAUAGCUCUAUUUGGAGCUCUAUGUUAUGCUGAAUUGGGGACUGCAAUACCAAAGUCUGGGGCAGAAUAUGCUUAUCUUUUUGAAGCCUUUGGUCCUAUACCAGCAUUUCUUUUUUCAUGGACUGGGACUCUCGUCAUUCGUCCAUCUGCUGCUGCUAUUAUUUCAAUGAUUUUUGCAGAGUAUGUAGCUCGCCCAUUUUACAAUGAUGAUCAAGAAGUCCCUGUUAUGGUUAUUAAAUUGCUGGCAUUUUUUUGCAUCGCCAUAAUUACAAGCAUAAACUGUGUUAGCGUCCGAUGGGCUGUUAUUAUACAAAAUGUGUUUACAUAUGCGAAGUUGACAUGUGUUAUGAUUUUAAUUGUUAUUGGAUUCAUCGAACUCGGAAAAGGUAAUACUGCUAAUUUUAAAAAUUCUUUUAACGACACUACCAGUGAUAUUCGACACAUCAGCUUUGCAUUUUAUUCUGGACUUUGGGCAUAUGAUGGAUGGAACACUUUAAAUUAUGUAACCGAAGAAAUGAAAAAUCCAGGGAGAGAUAUGCCAAUUGCAAUAAUUAUAUCAAUGGUAAUGGUUAUUGGAUGUUACGUGUUGUGUAACAUAGCUUAUAUUAGUGUACUUGGCAAGGCUGGUAUUCUGAAAUCGCCUGCUGUUGCUCUGGAACUUGGUAAUAUUUACUUAGGAGCUGGAAAGUUUAUUAUUCCGAUUCUAGUUGGGUUGUCAUGUUUUGGUGCUGUGAACGGGUUAGCUUUCAGUAGUGGUAGGCUUGUAUACGUUGCUGCAAGAAACGGCCACAUGCCCAGAGUAUUGUCGAUGGUCCAUGUUAAGAGACAGACACCCUUACCAUCACUGUUAUUUUUAGCCUUGAUAUCACUUAUUAUGUUGAUCCCAGACACAGCUGAAUUUGGAACACUGAUUGACUUUUUCAGUUUUGCAUCCUGGCUUUUCUAUGGCGCUUGUUUUGUUGCGUUAAUAUACCUACGUUUCAAACGAAAAGACAUGGAAAGACCUUACAAGGUUUUUUUACCCAUUCCGUUUAUUAUGAUACUCUUCUCCAUCUUUCUCACUGUCAUACCAAUCACAGAUAAACCUAAAGGAAGCGCAAUUGCACUCGCUAUGAUAUUAGCUGGGCUGCCAGCAUAUCUCUUGUUUGUUCAUCUCGAUGUUCUGCAAUAUCUACCAAAUUCUUGCAAAGGCUGCAUUGAGUCCUGUUUUUAUUCGAUACAAAAGGCUGUUGGUUUAGCUUUUCCUGAUAACGAAGUUCCUGUUCCUGAUUGAUAGGGAGCUAUCGCAGUGCGCUAUAUUUUAACUAGGAGGAUUCUAUCCAACUAUUUAUUAGCUACCCAUUAUUAGUGCUGGUGGAAUCUUUAGGUAAUAUUAGAUUUAUGAGAAAAAUUAUCAUAGAGAUUUUUGACGGACCUUCUCGCUGUAUAAAUAUGUUCUGUAAUUGUUCAGAUUCAAACAUUUAAACGCGCGAAUAUUUAAACUGGCGUGUGAGAUACAGUAUUAUGCCGAUGAGUCGAUAUUUCAAUAACCGGAACUUCCAAUAACUCGAUUUAUUUUUAGAAAUUCUCCCGAGAAUUAAUUGAUAACCUUAACCGCCGAUCACUCCAACAUUCGCUUCUUCGAGUUAUUUAGCGGUCGCUUGAGGUAAACGACUCGCGAUAAUUUAACCUCCAAAGAAAAUAUGUAGCAAAAAUUUAAAAAAGUGGCUGCUUCUCUUUUCCAAAAAUAAAUUGUUUAUUUAAGUUAUCGGGAGUAUGUUGUAUACUGAGAUAUGGUUUUAAGUAAAUAUUUACCUGGUUCCCAAGAAAAUAUUUUCCAUAUGUACAGCCCCUUAAUAUUAAAAAUAUUAGUCUUUUUUUUUCUUAUCAUAAUAAUAUAUCAGGGGGUAGGUAGUAUAUAAUAAGUAUUCUACUUUCAUUUUCAUAUCUAACGGUAUGCCAGUAACAAAAAAAUCACAAAUUUCGAAAGAUUAAAAUGAUUUUUCCUAAAAUAUAUUUAUCCCUGUUUUGCGCUCAACCAUUUAUUUAUUUUUAUUUUUUAUUAUAUAUAUAUUAUAUAAUAUGUUAUUAUUAUUAUUUUUUUUCUUUUGGCAGCAAAAAAAUUAGUAAUAAAACCAGUGUUAAUUUUUUGUUUUUCAUAUGUUAUUAAAAAAUCUUGUUGCAGCUGCCGCUGAAUCUAUAUUAACUAUAUUAUAUCACUAUAUUUUUCUUAUAUUUAUUCAGUUCAUCUUUAUUGUAAAAUAAAUUUACAUAUUCCUUGAUUAACAUUUGAUUUUCUAAUUAGCCUGUAUCCAGCCUUUAUUCUGAUUGAUAACU
Molecule: messenger RNA, 2718 nt
Organism: Hydractinia symbiolongicarpus
Lineage: Eukaryota; Metazoa; Cnidaria; Hydrozoa; Anthoathecata; Hydractiniidae
Product: b(0,+)-type amino acid transporter 1-like
Exons: 10
Coding region: 164-1675 (503 amino acids)
Biological process (GO): amino acid transmembrane transport
Cellular component (GO): membrane
Molecular function (GO): L-amino acid transmembrane transporter activity
Source: RefSeq, a predicted model, not a curated record